Molecule: messenger RNA, 1950 nt
Organism: Diversispora eburnea
Lineage: Eukaryota; Fungi; Glomeromycota; Glomeromycetes; Diversisporales; Diversisporaceae
Source: the annotation of a GenBank genome assembly
AUGAAAAAACAAGCAGAGAAAAGUGAUAGUCAAGAAACUGUUCGCAGUGAAUCGAGUGAAGAUAAUUUGUAUCUUGUAGAUUAUAUUGUUGAUCAUAGGUUUACAGAGGACAAUCGUAUUCAAUAUUUGAUUAAAUGGAGAAAUUACGACGAAAAAGAAAAUACUUGGGAAUCAGUGGAAAACAUUUUAGAUGAUGAUUUAAUUAAAACAUAUUGGGAAUUAAAAUCAAAAGAAUUUAAAGAAACUACUAUUAACGAUUCAACUGAAAAAGAAAAACCUCGAAGACGGAAAGUACGUCCUAAAUCAUCAGCGCCCAAUGGUCAUAAUAUUCCACGGUUCUUUGAUCCGGAUUGGGAUAAUUAUGUUAAUAGUAUUGUUACUAUGUUUCGAGAUCCUUGGGAUAAUGAAAUAUAUGUUGUUAUUUUGUGGAAUAAAACCGAAUCUUUGCAUCAACAUACCGUACAUACGUUAGCAGAAGCUAGGCGAAGUGCAAAUAUAUUAGAUCCUAAUGAUCAAAAAGGCAAGUCAGCGAUAGCGAAGGUCAAACGUUCGCCAUUAGAUUUUUCAAUAACUAAUACUGAUCCCAAAAAACGAAAACGGAAUGCAAUGUGGAAACUUAAGAAAAGGGCGGCGAAAUUGAAAGAUAACUUGAAAGUAACCCUGAAACAACUUGAAAAUUCAUUGAAUUUUAGAGAAAUGUUGAUAAUAAAUAACGAUAUAACUUUCAAUAUACCUGUUUCGCUUAAAGCAUUUUCAAUUUCUUUAAUUCUUUCCAACAUUUUCGCUCAUGUACCCUUAGAACGCGAAGUUUUACCUUUUACUACAGUAAGUCGUUGGUGGAAUCAAUUAGCUACCGAACGAUUGUGGUAUAAAUUUCGUGGAUUGAGAAAUGAAUCUCGUACUCAUUCUUUUGAAAAAUUUUUAAAAACUCUAAAGUUUGCAAAGGAAGGAAAAUGUUUUCAUUAUUAUGGUAAAUACCUUAGAAUAUUAGAAUUAGAUAAGUUGAAUAUAAAUUAUCAAUUAAUUUUGGAAACUUUAGAAUGUUGUCCUAGAAUUGAAGUAUUUUGUAUUAGUGGUGGUAGAAUAUUAAAUAAAGAUCAAAUCUAUGAAAUCGCCGAACGAUUACCUAAUCUUCGAUUUCUCAAAUUUCCUGAAACAGUGGAUAUUUAUGAUGGACAAGCAAUGAAAGCACUGGCAUUACAUUGUCCGUAUUUAGAAGAAUUAGAAUUAAAAAAAGAUAUUAUUUGUGAUGGGGAAGUUUUACUUUCGAUUGUAGAGAAAUGUAAAAGAAUUCGUCGAUUGAAUAUUUACGAAAAAAAUUACAAUGAUGAUAUUAUGAUUCCAGUUUUUCGAAUGAUUCCAAAUUUAACAACAUUAACACUUUAUCAAUGCAUUUUUGUGAGCGAAGAAUUUCUUUUAAACAUUUUUAAAUUUUGUCCUAGAAUAACAACACUAAAAUUAUCCAAUAUAACAGAAAUUACAACAAAAUUAGUAUUAGUCACAGCAGAUCAUUACAAGAAUUGUUUAAAGAUUACGUUAAUUAAGGUUGAAAGACAAUUAGAUAGUAGUGUAGAAGCAUCAGAAAAAGAUUUGAGAGUUCAAUUGUAUGAUUGUGAUUUGGGGAUGAUCAUUAAUUAUUAUAUUCAUAAAAAAGAAAAAUUAAGAGAAAUGAGAUUGGAAGAAAUUGAAAUUACUCAAGGAUGCUUUGGAAUUAUUUGUAAAGGUUUAGAUUUAUACAAAUUGGAAUUAGUUAGUAUUACUGGAUUAAAAAAAUUGGAUGUAUUGAAAUUUCUUCCAGAAUUAAAAAAUCUACAGAACUUUUUUGUAAGAUUUGCUACGAUUUCUGUCGAACCGAUAUUAGAAGAAGAUAAUAAUAAAAUUUUUGAAAUGUGUCCUUCAUUGGAAUAUUUCCAAUGGCAUUUUCAAAAAUUUUCUAGAAAUGAACAAUAA